Molecule: messenger RNA, 8674 nt
Organism: Dama dama (fallow deer)
Lineage: Eukaryota; Metazoa; Chordata; Mammalia; Artiodactyla; Cervidae
Gene: TMED8
Product: transmembrane p24 trafficking protein family member 8
Exons: 6
Coding region: 24-1004 (326 amino acids)
Source: RefSeq, a predicted model, not a curated record
GGCGCUGCGGGCGCUGGCUGCAGAUGUCGGACCCGCGGGCGGCUGAGGGGCCGGGCAUCUGGAGCCCCGCAGCCCGCCGAGGGCCGGCGCACGGCCUCGGGGACGGCCCGGGAGUGGAGGGGAGCCAGGCGGCCGCCUCAGAGAAUGAAGAUCUAGAAAACACCAAGGUCACCUCUCUAGCAGCUUCUGCUUCUGACCCAGAGCUCCAUUCCUCACCCUACAGGUCACAGAUGGUGUCUCCAGUGACAGAGGAUGCCACAGAAGAUAAGCGGAAGGCAGCCGGUGCCGAGGAGGCUCAGGCCUCGGUGGAACAGGAAUUGCUGUCUGCAGACCAGACCCAGAUCCUCAGCAAGAUGGCCAAGUACCACGGCCCACAAAGGUCUGGGGACAUUGUGAUGAUCCAGUCUGAGCACACAGGAGCUGUUGAUAUUCUGUCAGCUGAUUUGGAAUCUGCAGACCUGCUGGGGGACCAUAGAAGAGUCUCCCCGCCUCUGAUGGCUCCUCCGUGCAUCUGGACCUUUGCCAAGAUGAAGGAAUUCAAGAGCAAGCUGGGAAAGGAGAAGAACAGCCGUCUGGUGGUGAAGCGGGGGGAGGUGGUGACCAUCCGGGUGCCAACCCACCCAGAGGGGAAGCGUGUCUGCUGGGAGUUUGCGACCGACGACUAUGACAUUGGCUUUGGAGUUUACUUUGACUGGACCCCGGUAACCAGCACCGACAUAACGGUGCAAGUCAGUGAUUCCAGUGAGGACGAGGACGAAGACGAGGAAGAAGACGAGGAGCUCGAAGACCCCGUCCCAGCUGGAGAUGUGGAGCGAGGCUCCAGGAGCUCCCUGCGGGGCCGCUACGGGGAGGUCAUGCCCGUGUACCGCCGGGACAGCCACCGAGACGUGCAGGCCGGCAGCCACGACUACCCCGGCGAGGGCAUCUACCUGCUGAAGUUCGACAACUCCUACUCCCUGCUGCGCAACAAGACUCUCUACUUCCACGUCUACUACACGAGCUGAAGGCCCGCCGGGACGGGACGCGGGUGGCGUGUGCCGGCUGGAGCAGGCUGCCAGCUGGGGCCUCUUGUCCUGGAUAGGCAAGGGCUCCAAGCUGAGCGUGGGGCACCCGACCCUCACGCCCUGCCUGGCGGGCCUGACUGUUGACCCCAUCCAUGUAGCUUUGCCCCGUCCUUGGCUUCCGCAGAUGGUGGUGUGGUACCCCUGCUCUGUGGUCCCUGACUCACGCUCUUGUUGCUUCCGACUCCAGCAAAAUCUCUCUGCGGAGGACACCCAUCAGGCCAAAAGCCUAAGAGGAAGUUGGGUGUUGCCUUUUCAAAAUAGGUUUGUUUUGGUUCCAGGUGUAUGCUUUCAACUGCUGCGCUCUCCUCUUCCAGAGCCUUCACGCAGGCGAGUUUAGUGGCCACCCACUCUCUCCACUUUCCGGAAGGACUGAAAGAGGGAACAGCACACUGUCCGUGAAGGAGCCCAGUCUUGGGGACGCGGAAAGCUCUGGCCAGCCUCUCACCACUGCCGUAUUCCCGCCUGCCGGUUCUUCCCGUUCUCGAGCACGGGCUGGGAGCCCUCACUGCCUCUGGAGGCGUGGUGAUUUCACCCUGCCUCUCUCCUUCUCUCCUCUUUUCCCCUAUCUAAGUCUGUGUCCCUGCCAUCACAGCAAGAACUUCCAUGCAGUCCAAAGUGAUGAUCCCUGUAGUCUAAGCUCUUCUGGGAAGCAAAACUGCCUCCAUCACUUCCUAUUUCAAGAGGCGGUGUCCCUUUCCAAGGGUCCUGGGGGUGGAAGGGGGAAAGGGUAGAAAUUAGGUACUGGAUUGAUCUCAGAUGCCAUAUCUCCGGAAGUCAAGUGUUGCUAAAUGAUUUUAAUGUAUAAUCAAAGAAGGAGGGGGAGAUCAUCUGAGAGAAGAGGUUAAAAAACAAAACAACACUCCAGAUUCCCUACUGCUUUUUUUUUCUUUUCAGUCUUUAGAAAAGGGGUGAUAUUUAGAAAUUUUGCUUUGGGACCAGUCAGUUUUCCUAAGUUUCUAGAUGUCUAGGUUGCUUGUAUUCAGGGCUGCAGGCUUUUGGUGCUCAAAGUCUCGAAGAGGAGGUGGUCAUGAAGCUUCACUGCUGCUGCUGGUCGGCUUUGUUCCUUUACCAGGCUGAAGCCUGUACGUUCCCUGGGGACGGCCUUUUCCACGCCAUGAAGCUUGCAUGCUGUGGGGAGCUGCCUCCAGUGUCCCCAAAGGCACGUGGUAGCCCAGCCCCCUCCCCAUGGCCUAGGAGGAGGCAGAGCGGGGGCCACUGCGACCGUCUGUACCUCCUCCUCGCUCAUUCUUUGCUUCAAGCCUGUUACUACUGCCUUAGAAUUCCGAGGAAGAAUUAGAUUUAUUUAUUACUUUUAUUUAUUGUUAAAGCCACAUUUCAUUUCACCUUUGAAACAGUUCCUGUUUCUCAGAAGGCUUUCACCUGCUCUGAGCCACCGAGGCCCCGUCUCCUGUGGAGUCUAAGAUGCAGAUUUCGGGCGAAGUUGGGGAGGGCUGACGUUCCACUCCCGUGGGGUCAGUCCCUGUGAGGCUCUGGGAGGGGCAUGACCCUCCUGAGAUGGACGGAUGACGCCCCCCCCGCCCACCCAGCCUGCUGCCCCCAGCACUCCCUGCGAGGAGCUCUAGGUUGUGAGGGAAUCUGCCCGUUUGCCCAGGAUUGAAUGAGUGUAGAGGACUUGACCAGCCAACCAGAGGCAUCCCGUGAUGCCAGGACUGCCAAGUCCUCCACCUGCUCCUCCACUCUGAGGAGUCAGCUGCGUCACGAUGCUUCCUUUGGCUCCUUCCUUCCCUGUGUGGGAGCCUCACACCACGCCUCCCCUCUGCACAGAAGCAGAAACUCAGCGACCAGGGCUCCUCACGACAGGUCCGUGGCGGCACCUGUGUCACGAACAAAGGGCGCUGGAGCCACACCUUCUGCUCCUCUGGGAGCACAGCCCCAGGUGGGAGAGGAUGCCAGGGACUGCUGUAGCAUCCCUCCUCCUCCAAGCGGCCUCAUACCUCCAUUACUUUACAUCUGAGUGCAUUCUGUAGAGGGUUAUACACUGGCCCACAUCUCCAUGCCCUGUAAGAAGUUAGGAACUAUUCUAGCGACUGCCUGUUGGGGCACUGAAAGCAAACUCGUGCGGUCAUCCCAUCAGGUAGCUGUGUGAUCAUCACUGAAAUUGAAUCAUGCCUUAGCUAAGUGAGUAGAAUAUUUAUAAAAUAAUUUUCUACCGAGCUCUUCUCCAGUCAGCUAAAGCCUGGCUUAUUUUUCCUGUUUAUUGUCAACUUCUGACUUUCUCUUAAGACGGAGCUGUCGGGUCAUAGGAGGCUCCCUGGGAUGACACUUCCUGUUGUUGAUUUUUGCCACGAGAGUCUCUGUAUCCUUCUUUUCUUUAGAAUCCUAGUUCUGUUGCAUCAGGGAAGCCUGAGGGACUUGUUCCCAUAGCCUCAGUGUGCCUCUUAUUGUCUGGUCACUUUUGAAGUCCUGGACAUUGUUAUAUUUCAUUCUGUACCGGUGUUUCAUUAACAGUCAGUGCUUCUUUGAUCCAUUCACACACAGACACAAAAAUAGCUAAAAAAAAGAUAUUUUCACCAUCUAAUGAAUUUACUAUCCCAUAUUAAGUCAUCUGAAAUUAUUGAACUUUAGGGACACAAUAUUACUUGUAAAAUGCAUGUAAUUACUGAGAAUUUCAAGGUCUGGCAAAUCCUAAGAGGUAGUCACUUCCUUAGUCUCUCUCUGUCUCAGUUUACAGAACCAAACAAUGAAGUGAAAAUUACUUGCUUUCACCUUCACCCUGUUCUUUAGAGCAUAAAUAUUAACGUACAAUGGAAAGAAAGUACUUCACAGUAGGAGACACUGGAAUUCUCUCCACAAGGUGGCCAAGUUCUUAAGUUUCUUUGGUUUAUUUAGUUUUGUUACUUUGUUGAGAGAUGGAUCUUUUAGAAAGUUUAGGGUAUUAAUUUUUCUCAACAUUUUAUUUUGAAAAAUUCUCAGCAAACAACAUUUAAAAGAAGUAUAGUAUAAGCACCCUUAUGUAUAUCCAUCACAUAGAUUUUAAAAUUAUAAACUGCUAACUUUUAAACAAAGAUGAUUCUGCCAUUCUGUUCCUUUUGACAGGUGUCCAAUAGAGUAUUCCCUUCACAGACAUCAGGUCUCCAGUGUCAGAGAGCUCCUGGUUUUUAGCAGACUCACCUCAUUCAGUGCCAGUUAGCCGGGGAGGUGAUCCUCAUAAAAAUGUUUCCUGUUCUCCAUCUUUCAGAACUCAUGCUGUAUUUCCCCUUUCCCUUAGGCUCUAAAAGCUAAUGUUUUCUUCUCUUUCUGUCAUGUCAGAGUGAAGUUAAUUGUGAAACUGCUUUCCUUGGAAGGACUUUUUUCUGAUCUCUGUUGCUUUCCAACAUAUCCUCAGGACUGAAAUUACACUUGGAUCCUCAGACAUAAUGUAGCUUUAAAAUGGAAGUAGGCAGUAACUUGAAAUUAGGCCAUUCUUAGUUUUGUUUUUUUUCUCAAUUGAUUCAUGCACUUUAAAAAUAUUUUUUAUCUGUUAUUUAGGAAAAAAAAUCUUAUACUUUUAAAAAGUAUAUAUUGUCCCUUAUAAUAUAUAUAUGGAAGAGUUUUAACUGAAAGCUUCCUGAAAGCUCACUAUCUUAAUCAGUGGGUUUAGAUAUUAUUGUAAAACAUCAUCUAUAGAAAGUACCUGUAUGUUUUUGAUGAGCCCUAUCCAGUCCCUCUUUGAAAGAAAUUAGGUGAAACCCAAACCCAAAGUAUUUUUAUGUUUAUUUUAAGAUCUCUUUUCUGCAGAAGGUUGCCUUUUAACCCCAAAGUAUAAGGUUCUAAGGUACAGAGCUGAGUGACCCCUAACAUUUACACAAAAGGCUGUUGUUUUAGAUGAAGGGAUAGGAGUGAAAAGGUUUGUGCAGCUUGAGAAGUGCGUUUUUUUUUUUUAAACAUUGACAGUAAGGAGUGAAAACGAGAGAAAGAGAAAAGCUAUCAAAUGUAUCCCAGAAUCUUGCUCAUAAUUCUGAUUCUGUGUAGUUCUUUAGUUUGCAUUUCAUCCAUUGGAAUUUGUCUUUCGGCCAGAAACCUCACUGGUUCUCACUGUGCUUGUUGGAGACAUCCCAAACUCACUUUGCUUUCUUUUCCAACAAGAUCGGCUUUAGAAAUAUUUUUGAGUAGGUCUCCUCUGCUAAGGGUAACCCUGACCUGAGGAUUGAUUUCACCUCUAUACCCUGUGGGACUUGUGGGUCCAGCGCCAUGGAAAAAGAUGGUGAUUUUAGAAAGGCUAGAAGGAGUUCCUGCUAUGUCCCUGUAGCCUCAAUUGGUUUUGACUAUGGCCGAAAAGGGAUGAAACAGAUUCAUUUUGACCAACAUCCCGGAAUAGCCUCAAGCCACAAAACUUUUUGUGAAUGAGCUGUGUCCUCUGUAGGCUGACCUCCCUCUGAGGUGUAGGAAUCUCAUUCCUUCUGUUUGGGCCAGUCAUACACACAGUCAGUGGGACCAACAGACAGACACAAUUUGGUCUUCCUUUUAGAGCCUCUAUUUAGAAUCUCUCCUGGGUCGAAAAAGUUCACACCAAACUCUUUAGUCUCUUUCCACCUAGCCAAAAGCGUAGACCUUUUGGAAGCCUGAAUUUGCUAGAAGCGGAAAGGGCACCAACCCUAUAGACUCUCAGUGGUCGAAAAGAGUUGGAAAGUGAGUUUCUGUAUGAAGGAAGGUGGUCUCAUUUUUUGUGGUGAGGGGUAGCUUGUUAAGGGAUUCAUGCUCUUUAGAGAGCAGGUCCUUGUAUUAAUUGUAUCUGAUUGUGCUCACGGAGCCAUGAUGCAUGAUUCUUUGGGGAGUAAGUAGGGGAUGGGUGUUUAAAACUAGUCACAAGUUGGGUGCUUCCCAGCAACCCAGUAUAUGGUGAGUGUCCCUAUGACCAAAGCCCCAGUUUUCAUGCACAUGGGAUCCUGUCCCUAGGCCCUCAUUUCCAGACAACUGAGAGACACAGAGAGGGGCUAGACCCCCUCCGCUUCUCUUACUUAUGGUAGUGUUUUGCAAUUGGCAGCAUGACAUCCGAGUUUACAUAAUUAACUAGAAUUAGAUAAUAGUGUGAGCUGAGUAGAUAAGCUGUCAACCUUGGUUGGAAGUAGGGCUGGGGAGGGCGUAUGACUUGGAGCCCCACAUUGGGGUAGCUGGGCGGGUGACUCCUGUGUGACUGUGCAGUUGGAACUCUCGUUAACCUCGCCACGUGAGUGAAGAGGAUGUGACGAUGCUAUGCUGAUGAGGACGACACACUAAUUGAGUUGGCUGGGAAACAGAGCAAGGCCUCCAUCUACGGGCACUAGACCCUGUCACCAGCUGUGCGUGCGAUCUCAGUGUGAGGCGGCAGCUCUGCAGGUUCUGAGUCUGGCUUCAGGGCCCACUAAGGGGCAGUCUAAUGUGGGCAUGACUCUGGCCUUCCUCAAAGGAGAACCUCCUGAGAGUCGGUUCCCAGCGGCCUCUUUUCUGGGAAUGGGCAGCGGCACCCUGGCAAGAGCUGCUUUGGUUCUUUUGGUACCUGGUUACCCAUUACCUGGUUAUGGUCAGUGUCACCCACUUGCUCUGUCCAGCCAGUCCAGCGCCUGUGGGCACACCUUUGACAUCUACCCAGUUAUUUAGGUAGUGAGGUUAGGCAGGAUCUGGGACCCAAAGGGAGAGAGAAACUUUGCUAAGUAUUGCCAGAUUUCAGAAGUCACCACUGCCUCUGGGGUGCUGCACUGUCCCUCCUGAACCAAGAAGGCCAGACAGAGCCCAUCCUAUCUUAAGUCUCCUCACCAAUCUAAGAAAACGCAAUUAAUUGCCUAAAGCUUUGUUAGUGGGGGUUUAUUUACAAACAGCAGUGUCCUCAGAAACUAAGUCCAAAGGCACAAGACUCUGGCUUUGAAAUGAUCUGUAGUCCCGGUCACUGGUUUGAACUCACAAUCUGAUUUCUUUCAGUCCCCCAGAUAUAAUUUCAUGGCUCAACCAGAGUUGAUUUCAUGGCUCUUUUUCACUCUUAAAGAGAUGAGGAAAAUGUAUUCCAGAAAUCUAGAGAUACAGGCUUUUGAAAAAUUAAAUUCCAUAGUUUUCUAUCAUUUUUAAGCAGAUAGUUUUGACUCAUCUGGGACCCAAAGGGUGAGAGAAACUUUGCUAAGUAUUGUGUCGCCAGAUUUCAGAAGUCACUGCUCCCUCUGGGGUGCUGGACUGUCCCUCCUGAGCCAAGAAGGUCAGAGCGAGUCCCUCCUAUCUUAAAGUCUUGUCACCAAUCUAAGAAUUCAGUUAAUUAACUAAAGCCUUGUUAGUGGGGGGUUCAUUUACAAACAGCAGUUUCCUCAGAAACUUCAGUCUAAAGGCACAAGACUCUGGCUUUGAAAUGAUCUGUAGUCCCGGUCACUGGUUUGAGCUCCCCAUCAAAUCUAGAGAUACAGGCUUUUGAAAAAUUAAAUUCCAUAGUUCUCUGUCAUUUUAAGCCGAUAGUUUUGACUCAUCUAGGGAUAAAACAUGUUAAAUGGUUUCCAGGGGAUCAAGUACAUAUAUUUUCUGAAUGUUCUGAUACAGGGUCAUGAACAACUAUAAAGUUUUCGUUUGAAAUAUGAUAGUAUAUGAGAUAACAGAAGAGCCUUUAACUCACCAUCAGGUAAAGGAGCUCUCUUCCUGAACCCUUUUCCUCACUCAGGUUUGAAAUGCCUCAUCUGUAAUGCUACCUGUGAUUGAUUAUUACUGUUGGUUUUCAGGUUCAGUCAAGAAUCAUGUGGAAAACAUUAUCCUAAUUCCUUCUCUCCUUUCCUAAACAGCAUAUUUUACUGAGAAAUUUCAUAUUAAAAACUCCACUAACAUCCUUUACUGAAAUGAUUGUCCCAUAAAUGAAUUUUUUUUUAAUUUAGUCAAGCUGAAUUAUUUCCAUUUAGCUAUGUUUAAGAGCAAGUAAAGUCUGGAGAAAGGAACCCAGUUCACCAUGACUCUGGUGUACCCUUUUCCCUUAAUAAUGAGAAGUGUCCUGAAAUCCCCUGAAGAAAGCUGCUUUGUAAUCAAAGUGAUGGAUUAUAAGAAAGCCAGACUUUGGGUAAGGAUAAUUGGAAUAGAGAGGUGUUUGAAGAUCUCCUAAACGACUUUAUGCCAUUUAGCUUGUAUUUCUGAAAGGCCUGCUUUGGUGCCUUGCACUGAGAUCUAUCAGUUGACUGAAAGAUGAUCAUGCUUUCUUGGUAAAUAUUUUUAAGCAACUGGCAACCACAAAGGCAUUCUUUCCUUAUCAUUCUAGAUCAUGCACUGAUGCUGACAUUACAAAAAGGGGUCUCAAAGGGAAACAGUCACAGCCUUUUCUUUAAAAUACACGGUAUCCCAAGCAAUCAUUUGUCGCAAUCAACUACUUUUAUGUGUUCCCUGUCAUGACAGAUGCUGUCAGCAUCGCCUAUGAUUUCUAAGAACUCUGAACCAAAUUGUUAUUUGUUAUGUCCUGCUGAAUGGUUUUCCCUUAAAAAUACCGUAUUUCCACCACCCUGUGGCACUGAGUGUGUUGCCUGAUACAGAGGAUCCUGAGCUAUUGUUCCUGAAAUAGCUCAGUUCUUGUGUUUUUAUAUUAUGUAACCAUUUUGUGAUGCUUUUGUGCAUUCUUUGUCUUCUCUUCCAAAUUUUGAAAUCUGUCAUAAAUAAACUUUUUCACUAUGCACCUGAAA